This is a messenger RNA of Tinamus guttatus (white-throated tinamou), 413 nucleotides long. The record is from RefSeq and is a predicted model, not a curated record. NCBI's taxonomy places the organism in Eukaryota, Metazoa, Chordata, Aves, Tinamiformes, Tinamidae.
AAUUUCUUUCUCUUUUUUUAGGCACUAUUGUUGGGGUUAAUGAGAGCACUGCUUACUCCUGGCCUACCUGUGACAGAUGUGGCAGUGGAAAAUUGGAACUUUAUUCCCAGGACAGCAAAUUGCUAUAUUGCAACCAGUGCUCUGAAGUUGUAAUUUCACCGGUUACAAAAAUGCAGCUGGAAGUCUUCUUGAGUUGUCCAUCUCGCUCUCAAAGUACAGUAAAAGUAAAGCUGUUACAACAGACCAUCUCUUCCCUGCUGACGUCCUCCCCCGCUGAGGAUGGGAGUUAUGAGGUGAGGAGCGUGCUGGGAAGGGAGGUGGGGUUUCCGAGCUGCUACGUCCACUCGGCCAGCAGCCACCCCGACCGCGUUGGCUUGGAGGAAAUCGUCCUUCUGGAAGCAGCAAGAAGCUGA